ACUAUACCCAGAGAAGAACAGAUGCUUCUUGUGAAAGUAUCUCUCACUUUAGUAAACCAGCAGCAAUCUGCAUGAAUAAAACACACCCAGUUGGCAAACAGGGAGAGCUAUUUGUUUAGUUGUGUGCAUAUAUGCUUAGCUACACCCAAGUAAGCUGCGGAGUUAGAAAACUGGGACCACAUUAACAGAUGCGGCUUCACUGCAAGACGUUCACUCCGAAAAAGAAGUCGUUCUGAUCGAAGGCCACAUGCUUGAUAUUUGGAAGCGGCAUUGAUUGAGUGCAGAGGAAAUGGGGCAGAAACCUUCGCAACAGUCGGCUCCCAAGGACAGCCAAGAGGUUGUCAGCGUCUGUGAGGUGUUCAGUGGAGCUAUCGUGCAUGCCGCUCAGAAAUUGGAGGAGUACCUUGGAUUUGAAGACCCUCUGAGCAAUCUGAGCCCAGCUCCAGACACUCUGAAUGAGAUCUUCUUAAUCCACUUUGUCACUUUCUGCCAAGAAAAGGGCGUAGAUGAGUGGCUCACCACCACCAAGAUGACCAAGCACCAAGCCUUCAUGUUUGGGGCCGACUGGAUUUGGACCUUUUGGGGAUCUGAUAAGCAAAUAAGGCUCCAGCUGGCGGUACAGACCCUGCGGAUGUCUUCUCUUCCUCCUGUAGAGUCUAAGCCUUGUGAGUCCUCCAACUCAGAAUCCAGGGCAGAGUCUUCCCUGAAGAGUAGAUUUGAAAAGCUGGACGAAUUCUGUAGCUUGAUAGGAGAGGAUUGUCUGGGCCUGUUUCUCAUCUUUGGUGUGCCAGGAAAGCCUAAAGACAUCAGGGGAGUUGUCCUGGACAGUGUCAAAAGGGAGAUGGCCAGGGGCCGUCUGCCCGGAGGGAAGGCAGUGGCACAAUUUGUCCUACAAACUAAAGACUGUGUCUCCGUUAGAGAGCUGCUUGGAAGCUGUCUGAGUAAGAAAGACGGGCUACGGGAGGUGGGCAAGGUUUAUAUUCACAUCCUCUGAACUAGAUUGGUGUGAUGAGACUGGUCUGUGAGAUGAAAAGGAAAAGAUAUUUUCUUCUAAUAAGCAAGCCCUUCCACUUGCAUCAUCCCAGCAUGGAAUUCCCCCUCCCUCUCCCACAUGGAAUGAAAAUGAUCACCUGGACAAAACGUAUGAGUGUCAUGAUUAUGGAGAUUUCCAUAUUGUUGGGAAAACUGACAAUUUAGCUUACUCUUUCAUUUAUUUACUCAAUGAUAAAAAUGGGAGGGGAGAAUAAUAAAGUCACCCUUAAAGUUUGAUUUGCAAAAAAAAAAAAAAAUGUCUUUGUUUGAAAUAACAAGUCUAGCUCUGGAAAGCGUAAAAUGUGACUUUACUGCUGUGGGUGAGAGAUGGGGAGGGUGAGGUGGUGCAUAAGACUGUAGAACAGGUUUAAUUACAUUUACAACACCAGUCUCAAUUCAGGACUACCAAGCGAAAUCUCAAACUGCUUUCUUCCUCUGACCCCUGUCCUUACUCCCACGUCACCACAAACUGCUUCUUCUGUGUAGUUUUUUUCU
Messenger RNA from Myotis davidii, 1527 nucleotides. It is a transcript of the gene REP15, whose product is annotated as RAB15 effector protein. The transcript has a single exon. NCBI's taxonomy places the organism in Eukaryota, Metazoa, Chordata, Mammalia, Chiroptera, Vespertilionidae. Bases 290 to 994 code for a protein of 234 amino acids. Gene Ontology annotation, biological process: receptor recycling. The record is from RefSeq and is a predicted model, not a curated record.